This is a messenger RNA of Hermetia illucens (black soldier fly), 921 nucleotides long. RefSeq lists its product as uncharacterized. The coding region runs from base 136 to 828 and encodes 230 amino acids. Gene Ontology annotation, molecular function: chitin binding. The transcript has 5 exons. NCBI's taxonomy places the organism in Eukaryota, Metazoa, Arthropoda, Insecta, Diptera, Stratiomyidae. Gene Ontology annotation, cellular component: extracellular region. The record is from RefSeq and is a predicted model, not a curated record.
UGGAAGGAAGAUUAGAUAGCUCGAGUGAGAAUGUUAUAAAAGCCAUGGCUUCGUCGUAUUUUUAGAAUUUUGGAUAUAAUUUCGAAAAUAAUUGUAGAUACUGAGUGUUCUAAUUCAAGUUGAAACUGGACUGAAAUGGGGCUGUUUUGUUUCCCUCAUUCGGUCGCACUAUGUUUCUUGGUUCUAUUUGCGGAUAAAAUAUUGAUGGUGUUGAGUGACUCAGCUUACUGUGGCGUCCUAGGAAACUUGUCGGGAGUAGUUUGCAUAACAGAAACAAAGUUCAUACUCCAGCAAAACAGCUAUGAUGUGUUUGAUUGCCCAGAAGGACAUUGGUGUGCGAAUCAUCCAGAAAUUUGCGUGAGCAAUGGCGAGCCUGCUUGCAAGUUGAUCAGAGCUUGCAGAGAAUGUUUCCAAAAUUCAACCAGCGCUUGUUACAGCGAAAAAACGUAUGCCCUCUGCAAUAAUGGCCAACUAGAUACACGUAUAAUGUACUGUCCAGCUUCGAAACCAUAUUGCAGUAUGCGCUACGACGAUGAUGGAAUAAUCUCUGCCGUUUGCACCAACAGAAUACAGCAAAUCGCUUGUGAUGGCAGUGCAACCACGACUCCCAAACCGGACCAGUGCCCCUCGUUUGGAAAGUUCCCAAACACAGCCGAUACCACCUGUAGAAGGUACUUUUAUUGUUAUUCAGAUCGAGACCAAGGAGGAAACUACAUCAUUAGCAGAGUCGAGUUCAUGUGCCCUUCUACAACUGUGUAUGAUCCUUCGAAGGGCAAAUGUGUGCCAGAUGCCAUCUACAAAUGUGAGAAUGUAGAGGAAAUUAUUUAAUUGAAAAGCGACUGUGAAUAGGUUUUUUUUCAAUUGAGUAGCUUUAGUUUUAGUGAAAUUCAUAUUAUUCGGAAUAAAGUAGUGUAAAAAUGC